AUAGUGGUUGAAAUUAUUAUCCAGAAUUAUUGAUAUCAAAUGUCUUGUUAAUGCAGGUACUAAUGUGAAGAUAGCUUCUGCUCCAUCCAGCGUGGUAAUUCUCUCCCCAGAUAACUUUGAUGAGGUUGUCUUGGAUGAAACAAAAGAUGUUCUGGUGGAGUUUCUGUGUGUGAAAGUAAAGUUGUAUGAGACCUAAUUUGGAAAUAUUCCAAUACAGAUAUGCUUGAGAAGGACAAUGUUCAGAUUAUGAAGGAUAUGAAUUUGGAUGUUUAUAGAUUUUACAUGAUGGAAAGCUAAGUGGAGGUAUAAACCAAGAAGGAAUUGACUCUUACAACAACCUUAUCAAUAAGGUAUUGGCAACGAAUUAAGGACAUGUACAGAGAUACAGGCGGCUGGGAGUACAUAUGGGAAUCACUUUGGCUUGACUACAUACGGAGAAUCUCAUGGAGGAGGUGUUGGCAGUGUCAUCGAUGGAUGUCCUCCUCGUAUGCCUCUCUCUGGCUGACAUGCAAGUGGAUCUUGAGAGAAGGAGUCUUAGAAGGACUUACCACUGGAACUUCAAUUCAUGUAUUUGUACCCAAUACUAAUCAAAGAGUAAAUGACUAUAAUGAGAUGCCAUUAGCUUAUAGGCCUUCUCAUGUAGAUGCCACCUAUGACAUGAAGUAUGGUGUCAGAUCAGUUCAGGUGCUAACUUUU
Vigna radiata var. radiata (mung bean) is the source of this 696-nucleotide messenger RNA. Its product is annotated as chorismate synthase, chloroplastic-like. NCBI's taxonomy places the organism in Eukaryota, Viridiplantae, Streptophyta, Magnoliopsida, Fabales, Fabaceae. The transcript is spliced from 7 exons. The record is from RefSeq and is a predicted model, not a curated record. Gene Ontology annotation, molecular function: FMN binding; chorismate synthase activity. Gene Ontology annotation, cellular component: cytosol. Gene Ontology annotation, biological process: chorismate biosynthetic process; aromatic amino acid biosynthetic process. The annotation marks the transcript as partial.